Zingiber officinale is the source of this 990-nucleotide messenger RNA. RefSeq names its product psbP domain-containing protein 1, chloroplastic-like. Gene Ontology annotation, biological process: photosynthesis. Gene Ontology annotation, cellular component: photosystem II oxygen evolving complex; extrinsic component of membrane; photosystem II. The record is from RefSeq and is a predicted model, not a curated record. Bases 63 to 869 code for a protein of 268 amino acids. Lineage: Eukaryota; Viridiplantae; Streptophyta; Magnoliopsida; Zingiberales; Zingiberaceae. Gene Ontology annotation, molecular function: calcium ion binding. The transcript is spliced from 3 exons.
AUCCGAAGGCCGAAGCCUAUCCGUUAAGAUCCCACUUCUCCUCUUCGCUCCUGCUCUCGCCGAUGGCCGCAUCGAUCGCCGUCGCGACGGGCUCGACCUCGCCGCCCCCUCCGCUCCAUCUCCGCCACCCGCGGCCCGCCGUUCCUCCCUCAACAGGCCCGAGGAGCGUGUCGGGUAGCCUUUCCCCUUCGCACCGACGCGUUCGCGCCGUCUCGUCGCCCAUUGUCGUUCCCAGGAGGAAUGCCAUGUCUGCUAUGCUGUCAAGUUUCAUAUUCUCACAAUUGGGAUCGCGGGAUGAUGCUUUUGCUCAGCCCUCAGUUGCUUUCAGGGAGUACAUAGAUACUUUUGAUGGCUAUACAUUUCUUUACCCAAAGAGUUGGAUCCAAGUUCGAGGAGCCGGUGCCGAUAUAUUCUUCAGAGAUCCUUUUGUUUUAGACGAGAAUUUAUCUGUCGAAUUCUCUUCCCCUUCUUCAUCGAGGUACAAAAGUGUGGAAGAUUUGGGGACACCAGAUGUAGCUGCCACAAAGGUUUUGAAGCAAUACUUGACUGAAUUCAUGUCGACACGACUAGGAGUCCGGCGAGAAUCAAACAUUUUAUCUGCAUCAUCAAGGAUUGCCGACGACGGAAGGCUCUAUUAUCAAGUUGAGGUAAACAUUAAAUCUUAUGCGAGUUAUAAUGAGUUGGCUGUGAUGCCACAAGACAGACAACAGCAGCUCGAAUGGGACAGGCAUUACUUGUCGGUUCUUGGUGUCGAGAACAACCGGUUGUAUGAGCUGAGACUGCAAACUCCCGAGAAUGUGUUCACGGAGGAGGAGAACGAUCUCCGGCGGGUCAUGGAUUCCUUCAGAGUGGUCAAGGCUGUGGUCUAAGCAAUGUGUAACAUUAGGAUGCUCUACUUAUUUGUAAGAUCACGAGUUUGAGGAUUCAGUUUUGGAUGAAAGUUGUAUUUUUUUUUUAUCAGGUAUAAAAUUUUCAUAUUUGCAUAAUUAA